This is a messenger RNA of Eutrema salsugineum, 570 nucleotides long. RefSeq lists its product as uncharacterized. The coding region runs from base 49 to 447 and encodes 132 amino acids. The record is from RefSeq and is a predicted model, not a curated record. Lineage: Eukaryota; Viridiplantae; Streptophyta; Magnoliopsida; Brassicales; Brassicaceae. The transcript has a single exon.
AAAAACAAAAAGUAAAAAUAAACACAGAGCUCACGACGGACUUCAUCAAUGGCAAACAUCUUCCUCAUCAACAGUAGAUCAAGAAGAACAAGAAGGUCAAAGAACCCUAAAGUAAAGAGAUCAAAUUCCAACUCCAAUUCAGACAAUAACUUCUCAUGCAAGAAGCACACGAAACACAGACAGUCUCCUGGAAUAUGUUCGCUCUGUCUCACCGAGAGGCUCUCUAAGCUAUCUUUAGAGUACUACGAUUAUACUAAAAACGUAGCUCAAACGGCGUCGUCUUAUUGCUCAUCAUCAUCUUGUUCUACCACGUCGGUCUCGUCUUGUUACUCCUCUUCUUCGGUCUCUUCUUGUUCGUCUCCUUUGCAAUAUCGGUAUAGAGAAAAGAAGAAGGAUGGGAAGAAACAAAGCUUGUUCAGACUAUUGCUCGGAUCCAUCGUAGACUAGUUCUUUAAAUUAUUUACAAUAAUUUUUUUUAUUUAUACCACUAAUAUAAUGCCUUUUAUAUGUUCAUUUUUGGUCACUCGGGAAAUGCAGAGAACCAGCAAAAAAAUGCUUAAGAUUUUUAUA